Molecule: messenger RNA, 1170 nt
Organism: Penicillium canariense
Lineage: Eukaryota; Fungi; Ascomycota; Eurotiomycetes; Eurotiales; Aspergillaceae
Product: glycoside hydrolase family 16 protein
Exons: 2
Coding region: 1-1170 (389 amino acids)
Biological process (GO): carbohydrate metabolic process; fungal-type cell wall organization
Cellular component (GO): fungal-type cell wall
Molecular function (GO): hydrolase activity, hydrolyzing O-glycosyl compounds; glycosyltransferase activity
Source: RefSeq, a predicted model, not a curated record
AUGCCGUCUCUCUUUCAGUACGCCACUGCGGCUCUGGCCGUCGCCGUCCCCUUCGCCGCGGCGCAGACCUUCACCGACUGCAACCCUCUCGACAAGACCUGCCCCGCAGAUGCCGGCACCACCGAGUCCAAGAUGACCUUUGACUUCACCCAAGCGUCCGGCCUGAGCAAGUGGAAGACCACCGCCAACACCGUCAACGCGGGCUCGAAUGGCGCGGCCUUCACCAUUCACAAGAGGGGCGAAGCCCCCACCAUUGAGACCGACUUCUACAUCUUGUUCGGCGAGGUCUCCGUCACCAUGAUGGCCGCCCCCGGCCAGGGCAUUGUCAGCUCCAUCGUCUUCGAGUCGGAUGACCUGGACGAGAUUGACUGGGAGGCUCUCGGCGGUGAUACCACCACCAUUGAGACCAACUACUUCGGCAAGGGUGAUACCACCACGUACAAUCGCGCCACCUGGCCCGCGGUGUCCAACCCCCAGACCACCUUCCACACGUACACGGUGAACUGGCAGAAGGACCAGACCGUCUGGUCCAUUGACGGUAACCCCGUCCGCACCCUGAAGUACUCCGAUGCCCAGGGUGGCGCCCGCUACCCCCAGACUCCCAUGCGCGUGCGCCUCGGUGUCUGGGCUGGUGGUGACUCCGCCAACGGUGAGGGCACCAUCGAGUGGGCUGGCGGCGAGACCGACUACUCCCAGGCUCCUUUCUCCAUGUACGUCAAGUCCGUGGAGAUCACCAACGCCAACCCGGCCGACUCCUACACCUACACCGACAACACCGGCUCUUACGAGAGCAUCAAGCUCAGCGGUGCCGUUGCAUUGAGCGAGACCUCCAGCUCCAGCUCCUCCGUCUCCUCCACCAGCUCCGACUCGACGAAGAGCUCGACCUCUACCGCCACCACCAUGGUGACCGCUACCCAGACUUCGUCUACGGCCAAGAGCACUACCGCGGGCUCCACCGAGGCUUCGUCCUCGGGCACCACCUCCGGCAGCAGCUCGGGCUCGUCCUCGAGCACUACUAGCUCUGGUUCGUCCUCUGGCUCGGCCGCUGGCACUACCUCCAGCACCUCCGCCACCGCGUCCACCACCUUCAAUGCCGCCGCCAACGUGGUCGCCAACUACAUUGGCCCCCUGUCCCUCCUGGGCCUGCUCACUGCUUUCUUCCAGCUGUAA